CGGGGUGUUCGGCAUAUCACACUUGCACUGAGCACUGGACGCGUCACAUUCACAACAGCAUACUAUAGUCAGAUAUAGUUGUGAUUAAUUAGUGAGUAGAGUGUGAUACCUGGACUUUGAGAGCUAGAAAUGGCACCGACUUCGACGUUCCCGGUCAUCAACAUGGAGUUGCUCGCCGGGGAGGAGCGACCUGCGGCGAUGGAGCAGCUGGAUGAUGCUUGCGAGAACUGGGGAUUCUUCGAGAUCCUGAACCACGGCAUCUCGACGGAGCUGAUGGACGAGGUGGAGAAGAUGACCAAGGACCACUACAAGCGUGUGCGCGAGCAGAGGUUCCUCGAGUUCGCGAGCAAGACGCUCAAGGAAGGCUGCGACGACGUGAAUAAGGCGGAGAAGCUGGACUGGGAGAGCACCUUCUUCGUCCGCCACCUCCCGGAGUCCAACAUCGCCGACAUACCCGACCUCGACGACGACUACAGGCGCCUCAUGAAGCGCUUCGCGGCGGAGCUGGAGACGCUGGCGGAGCGGCUACUGGACCUGCUCUGCGAGAACCUCGGCCUCGAGAAGGGCUACCUCACCAAGGCCUUCCGUGGCCCCGCGGGCGCACCCACCUUCGGCACCAAGGUCAGCAGCUACCCGCCGUGCCCGCGCCCCGACCUCGUCGAGGGCCUCCGCGCCCACACCGACGCCGGCGGCAUCAUCCUGCUCUUCCAGGACGACCGCGUCGGUGGCCUCCAGCUGCUCAAGGACGGCGAGUGGGUGGACGUGCCGCCCAUGCGCCACUCCAUCGUCGUCAACCUCGGCGACCAGCUGGAGGUGAUCACCAACGGCAGGUACAAGAGCGUGAUCCACCGGGUGGUGGCGCAGACCGACGGCAACAGGAUGUCCAUCGCGUCGUUCUACAACCCUGGCAGCGACGCCGUGAUCUCCCCUGCGCCGGCGCUGGUGAAGGAGGAGGAGGCCGUCGUGGCGUACCCCAAGUUCGUGUUCGAGGACUACAUGAAGCUGUACGUGCGCCACAAGUUCGAGGCCAAGGAGCCCAGGUUCGAGGCGUUCAAGUCCAUGGAAACCGAGACCUCCAACCGCAUCGCCAUCGCUUAGCAACCCCGGCCUCGCUCGCUCUGUUCUGUGUACUGUGUGUGUGCAUGAACUGUGGUUUCGUCGUCGUUUUGUGAUACUCCUACAUAGGAUUCGUCAGAGUGGUUCGUACUGUACUGAAUAAAAGAGCAUGCAGCUAGCCAGGUGUAGCCGUGUAGGUAUGAAUAGAUUACUACUCGCGACGAGCUCGAAAGUUUGUACCGUGUCGGAUUCUUAUUUCGAUCCGUGUCAUAGCAAGUCCCUGUUUAUUUCUUGGCUACUAGUACUAAGCACUGCCUGCAGUCUCCUCGUGACCUUGCCUGUA
This is a messenger RNA of Oryza sativa Japonica Group (Japanese rice), 1399 nucleotides long. The record is from RefSeq and is a predicted model, not a curated record. NCBI's taxonomy places the organism in Eukaryota, Viridiplantae, Streptophyta, Magnoliopsida, Poales, Poaceae.